GUCAUGUGACAUGAAGGCGGAAGCUGCCGCACAAAUACAAAACUAGCUAGACAAACCCCUCUCUAACACUAAUUUCUCAUCUUUUUAUCUGUUAAUUCUGUAUGUUGGUGAACACUGAGGCAUGUCUUCCAGCCAUUCAAAGGACUCUUUGAGCUUCAUGGGAGGCAGAAUACCACCGGAAGUCGAGUCAUUGUCAAAAAACUUGAAGGAUGUGGACCAAGAGUUGUUCCGAAAAAUACUGAAAGCUGUGGUCAGUGCCCUGGAGGGGAAGGACUGCACAGAGGGGAUGAAGUCCAUAGCAGAGAGCAGUGUCAUCCCGCAGGAGAGGCUCUGUCACAUCGUAGCUGGGAUCCACAGACUGCUGUCUGAGGCCAUCCGCAUCCCCACAGCGUUACUUAAACAGGAGAUCUUUAAGGAAGAUCUGAAGGAACUAAGAAUACCCGAAGACUUCAUCACAGAUUUUUCCAGUGUGGUUUUUGGAAAUCGCCGUGCAGCUCUAGAAGCGGCCGCCUCUCAGAAGGAUCCUCAUCUCCCCACACUUGAAGAAUUGAAAUGGAGAGUGGAUGUUGCCAUUUCUACAAGCUCUUUAGCCCGAGCGCUGCAGCCUUCUGUUCUCAUGCAGAUGAAACUUUCAGAUGGGAGGUUUCAACGCUUUGAGGUACCUGUGUCUAAAUUCCAGGAGCUUCGUUACAACAUUGCUUUGAUUCUUAAAGAGAUGAAUGAUCUGGAGAAGAGGAGCAUUCUUAAGAUCCAAAACUAAUACACCAUCCGGAGCUGAUGUUUAUGCUAACUCAUCUCUGCUCAGUUUUUAAAACUCAGUGGAGCUUUUCUACAUUUUUCCAUACGAUGUUAUGCAAGAUAACGCUCUGCACGUCAUUAUCUUAUGCUCUGAUGGUGUUGGCAUCCAACAUACUCGAGACAAGCACUUCACCUCCUACCGUGUAUUUAAAAAUCUAUAAAGUUUUUUGAUCUCGUUGUGCAUUAGUCUUUGAUGUUUGUGUCACAUUUGAAAGUCCUGCGAUCCCACACCUGUGCCAAAAUACAAAAAAAGUCAAGUGGGCGCUCGUGCACGCUGGUCAUGUGAUACACGCUCCUCUUUGAAGCAGAACGUUUUGUUCCCUCACCUCUGGGACUCGAUGUGACAAGAGGUCAAAGAAAUGAUUUAGAAGUCUUUUGGCUAAAAGCGCAACCAUAAGUGUAAAAAGUAACUUUCUUUUAACUAAAAGUUUGUCUUGUUAUGUGUUUGUUUUCCAAAAUAACAUUGAGGGUUUUUUUUCUCACUGUUGAACCACAUUUCUGUAAUAACAUCUGUCCGUCACUAAAUUUGUAAGGAAUGUUUGAUCUGUUCAGAUUCAAACUGUGUCACAGAAAUAAGAGUUAGAUGAGAAACUGUAAACUUCAAAUGCUGAAAGUCAUUGAAAUGUAUUACAAAGAAAUCUUAUGUGUUCUUGUGACAUCUUUUUACGUGAAUUAAACUGAUGUUUUUGAUU
Messenger RNA from Neolamprologus brichardi, 1490 nucleotides. RefSeq names its product COMM domain containing 5 (gene commd5). Gene Ontology annotation, cellular component: nucleus. Lineage: Eukaryota; Metazoa; Chordata; Actinopteri; Cichliformes; Cichlidae. The record is from RefSeq and is a predicted model, not a curated record.